Messenger RNA from Rubroshorea leprosula, 952 nucleotides. NCBI's taxonomy places the organism in Eukaryota, Viridiplantae, Streptophyta, Magnoliopsida, Malvales, Dipterocarpaceae. The record is from the annotation of a GenBank genome assembly.
CAAUUUAUUGUUGUAUAUAAUUUUAUGAUUUUUCUUAAUUUAAAUAGAAAAUGAUAUGUGCACCCAUUUAUUCGACACUGGAUAGGUGCACAUUCCAUAAAUUAAAUAUUUAAGUCUAUGUUAUCCACAAACUUUGACCUAUUUAUGUAUCCAACCAGAUUGCAACCUAAGCCUUAACAAUUGUAAUUCUUCAUCAUCCAUUCUGAUGUACCUCACAAAUAUUUAUUUAUUUUUGUUUUCGUUGAAGUUGACCAGAAUUGAUAAAUAUAGGCACAACUACUUCCAUCCACAAGCACGAAGCUGCGAGCCUUGAAUCGAUGCCGGAAACAUCAACGUAGGGUGGUAUGGCCAAAACUGUGGCGGAACUGCGAGCCUCCAUGUCAGCAUAGAGUAGUUUUUGUCACGAGCACAAGUGGCACAGAUGGAAAGCAUUCGCCACCAAUUCAGAGCAAUAUGGUUCAUUGAUGGGUGCUCCAUCCAUCCUAAUUUCUUAUCACCCAAACAAAGGAGAAUGCAAAUCUAGGUUCUCCAAGGCAAACCCAAUCGUGGGUUCCAAUGCCUUCGUGCUUCAUGCUUUGUGUCGACAAACACCAGAUCUGGGUUCCUUUGUAGGUUCCCACUUGCUCAUCUUCAUGCUUUGUGCCAGUGAAACUGACGAUGAAGAAGAGGAAGAUGAGGUUGCAGAUGAUUACAAUGAGGAUGGAGGUGAGGAGGAAGAUGGAUCUGGUAAUCUAUGUGAAGUGCUUAGGGUGGGUGAUUUAUGCUGGACAAGUGAGGAAUAAGCUGUGAAUAAGCCUAUUUGAUUUAAUUUUGUAAACCGACCGUGUGUGUGAAGAAGGGUGCCGGUUUGGUGGGUGAAUGUAUCACCGUACAAUUUAAAUAUUUGUAGUGGAAACUAUAAGUACUUAAUGUUAACGAAUGACGAUACUUUAAAUAAAUUUAGAUAUAGAUG